AUGCUACAGCCAGCAGAAUCGGAUAUGGAUGUGAAUAGAAGUCCAGCAUCAGUUUCUAUCUUGGGAACAUGGCAUGUUCUUGGUCCGUUUAAAACUGGCACAAGAGAAGCAACAUGGGGCGCAGAUCCGCUCGAGGUACUCGGCGGAUUCCGCAAUAUUUCGUAUGACUCCGACCCGGCUGCUAGAUUCAGCAGUGCCUUGGGUGCCAACGGAACCGUUGGCUGGUCUGUCCUGGGGGUGAUCGAGUCAGAACAGGGCAAUCAUGCAUCUGCCAAGGCAAAGGUUGACCUCGACAUCGGUUUUCCGGAUGUAGACUGGGAGUUUCUCCGGUCUGUUUAUGGCUGGGCGGGAAUGCAGUAUCAGGCCUGGGCGCGGGGGUGUUUGACUGUGGCGUCUGGAGCUGGAGCUGAUGACCGCAGCGGUGGUAAUACAGCUACCGUCUCCAUGUUUACAGACGGACUGCUAGAGGUAUGGGUUGACGGACAGCUGUAUUUCGGCGGCGAUUUUUAUACAUAUCGGCGGGCGCCCGUGCUUUUGAAACUGGUGCCUGGGCCACAUGUUGUUGACAUCAGGUUGGUGAGGGAUGUGAGGGCGUUGGGUGGGGUGGGCGAACCACGGAUACGAGCUGUAGUGGAAGUUCAGUUGAUGCAGUCUUCCCUGUCCAGUGACAGCACUGACGCCGGUGAGGUGGUGCCAGGCCUAGUUGUGGACGAGGAUAGUGUUCUUGUUGCAGAAGUCGUGGAGGGGAAACUUACUAGUUCCCUUGCUUCUGUUAUCGUACGGAAUGUUCGUGAUGAAUGGGCCGAUAUAACGGAUAUCGAUUCUGUUUCUGAUACGCAAUCCGCCAGGCCUAUUCUCUCAUUGGUCAAUAGUCCAAUUACCCUCGCUCCACGCCAGUCGCGCCCAGUAGCUUUUAAGAUCGAUUUCGACGGCCCAAUCCCCUCAAACUUCUCCCUCCAACUCACCUAUAAGGUCCAGUCUGCGAAUCAACCGUGGAAAACAAACCCUGUGACUGCGCCCGUCACAACGCGGAGGAUGACAGAUGCCCAAAAGUAUACUUUCCUCCACCCCGGCGGCAUAGUAUCCUACGCCAUCUUACGGCCCCCGUUGAAUUCGUCCUGUAAUUCCACCGGCGGCGGCGACGGUGAUCAUACACUCCCCAUUCUAGUUGACCUGCACGGCGCGGGCCUCGAAGCUGCUAGUGAGCAGGCUGCGGUUGAUGCUAUUCCAGCUUGGAUGCAGGCGGUGGGUUGGGACGGGUUGGGGGUGUCCUUGGACGAUUGGCUUGUGUCUGGCCAUUCGAAUGGAGGCCAAGGGACCUGGUUCUUCCUCACGCAUCAGCCUGAUAAACUUAUCGCUGCUGCUCCGGUUUCGGGAUAUUCGUCCAUCGAAAAUUACGUGCCAUUUACCAUGUGGCAUGAUGCACAAGCUGCUAUCGCAAGCGUCAUCCAGACAGCUCGGCAGAGUUUCAAGCAUGAAUUGCUUGUGGAAAACUUCGCUGGAAUCCCCAUUCUCCAACAGCAUGGUUCUGCAGACAAAAACGUCCCUGCAUACCAUUCACGCCUAUUGCACCAGCUAAUCUUGGAAAAUGGCCGCCACUCCGAAUACUAUGAACUUCCAGAAAAGGGUCAUUGGUUUGAUGGCGUCUUAACCACGCCCCCACUACUAGAUUUCUACUCUCUCCAUACUAGCAAUACUUCCGCCUACAGCAACCUUCUGCCCGAGAAAUUCUCCUUUUCCACCCCUAACUCAGGAGAUAUGGGGUCCCGAGGCGGCAUCAUGGUGGACCAACUGUCCUCGCCAGAUAAAUACGGACACAUGCAAGUGAUGCGCGAAGGGGGGGCAAGGCAGUGGCGCCUGAAGACUCGUUAUGUGCAUCGUUUCCAUCUUGUCCCAUCAAGAAUGCGUGGGACAGCAUACCCCACGGAUAUCGUGGUGGUGGAUGAAAAUGAUGGUUCUGAAACGCCAUUUAGAGCCCCGCCCGCUGACACCGCUUACUCCUCAUGGUUCGUCAAAGAUGAGGCCACGGGCAAGUGGACUGUUUCUACCGAUAAUUCAUGGCAGGACGAUAUCUGGCAGCGGUACGGUCGGCAGAAUGGCGCCAUGGAUGCGAUCCUUCAUUCGAUGGGUAGAUUUACUAUAAGGAUCUGCUCGCCCGCCAGCAGUGGAGAGGAGCAACUAAUGAACGUAGCGCUGCAGAUCAGCCGUAACUUGCUACAGUAUUUCGCGGCAGAUUCGCAGAUUCUACCACCACAAACUACAUGCAACAGCGAUGACAAUGAUAAUCGCAUGAUCGAAGAAGAGGAGGAACUGCGCGGUUCGGGAAACCUCAUCACCAUUGCAAUCGGGAAUGACUUGCCACCGCCACCCUUAUCCGCCCUCGACUUGUUCCCUAUCCACAUCGCCCAUGACCACCUGACAAUCCACACUGCAGCCUCUAACAGCCACUCAUCUCGCACAACCACAAAAUCUUACCCCUUUGUACCAGACCUAGGGGCCAUAUUUCUGCGUCCACGCUCGCGCCAACGUCUCGAGCUGGUCGUAUGGGGCGCAGACGUAGGCGGGCUACAGCAAGCGAGCCGCCUCGUACCACUUCUGACGGGCGUUGGGCAGCCUGAUUUUGUGGUUCUGAGUGAGCGAUGUCGAUGGCAGGGUUUUGCUGGCGUGCGUGCUGCUGGAUUUUUUGACUUCCGGUGGCAGGUUUCCUCGGGGUCGUAUGUGUACUGA
Histoplasma mississippiense is the source of this 2727-nucleotide messenger RNA. RefSeq lists its product with no specific name. NCBI's taxonomy places the organism in Eukaryota, Fungi, Ascomycota, Eurotiomycetes, Onygenales, Ajellomycetaceae. The transcript has 4 exons. Gene Ontology annotation, molecular function: serine-type peptidase activity. Bases 1 to 2727 code for a protein of 908 amino acids. Gene Ontology annotation, biological process: proteolysis. The record is from RefSeq and is a predicted model, not a curated record.